This is a messenger RNA of Rhododendron vialii, 417 nucleotides long. RefSeq lists its product as uncharacterized. Lineage: Eukaryota; Viridiplantae; Streptophyta; Magnoliopsida; Ericales; Ericaceae. The record is from RefSeq and is a predicted model, not a curated record. The coding region runs from base 1 to 417 and encodes 138 amino acids. The transcript is spliced from 2 exons.
AUGAAGAACCGCUUCGCAGAUGCCCUGGCCAUUUUAGCAUCCAUGCUGGAACUUUCAAUUGGGGUGAAGCUAAGGCCUGUCAUGAUUGAGCAGAGGGGAAAACAUGUGUACGACUAUGUCAUGAACAUCGACGAACCGGACGAUGGACUCCCAUGGUUCUACGAUAUCCGGAAUUUCGUCGAGAAAGGGAAGUUCCCUAUGGAUUCAACUAAGAAGGAUCGAAUCGCACUGCAACGACUCGCAUCUCAAUACAUCAUCUGUGGAGGACAAUUAUACCGGCGAUCUCCUUGCGGAGUUCACAAGCUGUGUGUUCACGGGGACGACAUCAAAGCAGUAAUGGAGGAAGUUCACGAAGGGGGAGGGAGACGAAGCAUUUCAGAACCCGACUGCGGCACCUCCUGGCUAAGUCCGAGCUGA